AUGGAUAUGACUACUUGUGUUGCUAGAAGAACCCGUUCGAGGACUGAAUCUUACUUGAACUCGAUUCUGAAUAAAUCAAAGGGGAUUUCUGAGUCUGAGGGUACUUUAAAUUCGAGGACGAGGAAUAAGAGAGGAGUGAGCUUGCGCGAUGCUUGUUCGCCGUCUCCGAGGAAGAAGAAACCGCGGCGGAGGAAGGUGAGUGAGGAUGAUAACGACGACGACAACGACGACGGCGAUGUUGAAUUUGUUAGAACUGAUUAUCCUGAAGGUAAGCGAGAAGGUGUGGAUGGUGAUAAUGUUGGUUCUAAUUCUGUGGGUUUGGAAUCGAAAUCUCUUGAUUGUGGUGAUAGGGUUUGUGAUUUUGAUUUGGAUGAUGUUAAUUUGAGAGGUGAAGAGAAAACUUCUAAUUUUGAUUUGGAGGAUGAUGUUGUUUUUGUUGGGACUAUCCCGGGAGAUAAUGAGCAUGUAGAGGGUGAUAAUGUUGGUUCUCCUAGGGUAUGUGUGGAUGAUGGUGAUUUGAGGGGUGAGGAGAAAGGUUCUACUUUGAAUCCUUUAUCUCCGGAUGGGGAUGUUGUUUUUAUCCCGGGAGAGAAGGAACAUGUCGAGGAUGGCAAUGUUGGUUCUGGGAUUUGUGAUAUUCUUCUUAAUGAUAUUUUGAAGGGUUCUGAGUUUGAUGAUGUUAAAGGAGGUUCUGUGGAGGAUUUAGGGACGGAUUCAGGCGAGGAAUUUAGUGGUCAAGAUAGAGAUUCUGGUGAAAGUGAUAGUGAUGGUGAAGAUGCUGAUUCUGACUCAUCUGAUUACGUGGUGGGAAGUUCAGAUUCUUCUGAUGUAGAUAGCUCUGAUGGUGAUUUCGUUUGUUCUGAGGAUGAAGAGGCUGAAACCAUAGAUGUUGCUAAAGAGAAAAAGAGCCCAACUGCUAGCUAA
This is a messenger RNA of Camelina sativa (false flax), 924 nucleotides long. The record is from RefSeq and is a predicted model, not a curated record. Lineage: Eukaryota; Viridiplantae; Streptophyta; Magnoliopsida; Brassicales; Brassicaceae.